Molecule: messenger RNA, 1866 nt
Organism: Schistocerca americana (American grasshopper)
Lineage: Eukaryota; Metazoa; Arthropoda; Insecta; Orthoptera; Acrididae
Gene: Dbp21E2
Product: probable ATP-dependent RNA helicase DDX28
Exons: 12
Coding region: 134-1795 (553 amino acids)
Molecular function (GO): nucleic acid binding; ATP binding; RNA helicase activity
Source: RefSeq, a predicted model, not a curated record
AUUAACAUCUGUGCUAGUGUUUACUGAUUUCUGUUUAUAAACACAUAGCUACUAACACUAUGGGUUAUGGAAGACGAAGAGCGUGACAGUUUUUUACUGAUGUUAUUUGCUAGGGAGAUUUAUGUGAAAAUCUAUGGGAAUUGUUAAGCUGUUUCGAAACUUUCACUGCCCAGCAGGUAUGAGGCAAAUCAUAUUUGCCAGUGUUUUCGAGGAACUUUUGCAUGUACCUCGUGUUUACCUGCCGGCGAGGAGAAGUGUUGGUAUUACGAAAACAGCUGCUGCAAGGCAUCGUUAUAAAACCAAGGAGAAGCAAGCUUUUCAUCAGGAUUUGGAAUCAUAUCCAACAAAAUAUGAAAAGGAAGCUGUUAUUACCUGCAAACGACAAGAAUUUAAUCACUACAAAAGUCAGACCUACAGAAAAUUUGAAGUUGUACCUUUAGCAUCAAAAGGAUGGUAUCAUAAAAGGUCCAAAGGAGAUUAUUUUAUCAUCAAUGCUUUUACAGAGAAUCCGGCAACUGCUUACUCCUCCGACACUGGACCAGUAACAUUCAAUGAUCUUGGUCUAAAUUCCAGUAUAUGCAGUGCCCUUGAAAAACAGGGAAUUACUGCACCAACUAGGAUUCAGGCAGAAGGCAUCCCUGCGGUACUAUCUGGACAUCAUACACUACUCUCAAGUGAAACAGGUGGAGGCAAGACACUGGCAUAUCUGCUGCCACUGUUACAGCAAAUACUACUGUGGAAAGAGUUUAGUGCCAGUCUAGAUGUACAACGUUGUCUAAACACUCCUUUGGGACUUGUCAUCUGUCCUGGAAGAGAGCUUGCACAUCAGAUUGGUGAUGUUGCGAAUCAAUUCAAAGAGCCCUUAGGAAUUUUGUCCAAAGUAAUUGUAGGUGGCAGAACAAAAAAGCAAAUGCUGAAUCCAGAUGUUCGUGAAGUUGACCUUCUGAUUGCCACCAUUGGAGCACUGAGUAAACUCACAACAACAGGUGUUUACAAGAUGAAUGACGUCUGUCACGUUGUUCUGGAUGAGGCUGACACAUUACUGGAUGACAGUUUCAAUGAAAAGGUGUGCCAUCUGCUGAAGCGUUUUCAGUUUUGUGGUCAUGCAGACAUGUCUACAAACCUUCCUCAAGGGACUCAGUUGACAUUAGUGAGUGCUACAAUGCCAACAAGCCUGCCAAGUAUUUUAGGACAGCUGAUUGAGGUAGACUCAUUAAAGAAGGUGACAACUGGCUCUCUGCACCAAGUGAUGACUCAUAUACCACAGAAAUUUAUUCGCUUGGGCAAGUCUCAGAAACCUGAGGAAUUGCUUAGAAUUGCAAAGUCUGAUUCAAAAUCAGGCAUUCCACUUCUUAUAUUCAGCAAUAAAUCAUCCACUUGUGACUGGAUAUCCCUCUUCUUAAAUGAGAAUGGUGUUAGCUGUAUCAAUCUCAACGGUGCAAUGCCUGAGGCAAUACGAACUGGGAAGUUCAAACAGUUCCAGUCAGAGAGAGUAAAUGUAAUUUCCUGCACUGAUAUUGGAUCAAGAGGACUGGAUACAGUGAGGGUGAAACAUGUUCUGAACUAUGACUUCCCGGUAUACAUGGCAGAUUACAUCCACCGAUGUGGUCGUACAGGUCGUGUUGGCAGCUCUAGUGGUUGUCACAUAACCAAUUUUGUGGAGGGACCACGUGAAAUCAAGCUCUGUCAGGAUAUAGAGCAUUCUGUCCGCAAGAUGAUUGCCCUACCAAAUGUGAAUGCUAAUAUAAAGAAAAUCAUAUCAUACAGACUGAUGAAAGGUCUGGGAGAGAGUUGAUAUAUUGUAUGAAAGCAAAUUCCACUACUUUAUAAUGCUGUGAUAGUUUCUCAAAUGUGUAUUUUUUUUUC